GCAUUCUUGCCGUCAAUGCUGCCACUUCUCCAAGAACCACCAGGUUUUUGGAAGCUUGGUCUUGGAAGAAAGCACCCCAGUCCCCUCAGGAACCUCCUCACGGAAGCCCCGGGCGGCGCGGCCGGAAGGACUCAGGCGCUGUGUUUUGACCUCCCCGGGUCCAGUUCCGGGGUCGUUCCGCUGCGCUGUCCAGGCCGCGGCGUCGGUCUCCGGCUUCUGCUGGGCUGCUGCAGCAUCCCGCACACCGGCCCGGCCGGACCGAGCCGAGCGGAGCCGAACGGAUCCGGGUCCACCCGGCCCGGCCAUGAGCGCUGCCGCAUGAUGCGUCGCCGCCCGCGCCGCUGCAGCCGCCGGCAGCGAGAAGCCGCAACACUGGGCGACCCCGCCCGGGCCUCGGUGUCCACUGUGGGCGAAAUGUGGCGUGGUCAUAGCAAGGUGCCACAGGCGUGGGGAAGAUCUUCUGUGAGCUCUGUGCGCCCCUGUCACUUGCUUCAGCCAGAAGCCAGCCUCGGCCUUUUGUUCCAGUCUCUUCAGAAGCCUGCUGACUUGUCUGGUGUUUAGUCCCACGGGAGAGCCACUCGGCCACAUCACACAGGACAGCAUGCGCCUUACGGUCCUGAAAAAAAGGCACAAGAGCUCCCAUGAUGCUUAGAAACAGUUUGUAAGGGAGUGUCAGGGAAUCAUGCAGCCGUCAGGGCACAGGCUCCGGGACAUCGAGCACCAUCCUCUCCUGACCGACAAUGACAAUUACGACUCUGCCUCCUCCUCGUCCUCUGAGGCCGACAUGGCAGACAGGGUGUGGUUCAUCCGUGAUGGCUGUGGCAUGGUCUGUGCUGUCAUGACGUGGCUUCUCGUCGUCUAUGCAGACUUCGUGGUGACCUUCGUCAUGCUGCUGCCUUCCAAAGACUUCUGGUACUCUGUGGUGAACGGAGUCAUCUUCAACUGCUUGGCGGUGCUCGCGCUGUCAUCCCACCUAAGAACCAUGCUCACUGACCCGGGGGCUGUCCCCAAAGGCAACGCCACGAAGGAGUACAUGGAGAGUUUGCAGCUGAAGCCAGGCGAGGUGAUCUACAAGUGCCCCAAGUGUUGCUGCAUCAAGCCGGAGCGCGCCCACCACUGCAGUAUUUGCAAACGAUGCAUCCGAAAGAUGGACCACCACUGCCCGUGGGUGAACAACUGCGUGGGAGAGAAGAACCAGAGAUUCUUCGUGCUCUUCACCAUGUACAUAGCUCUGUCUUCAGUCCAUGCUCUGAUUCUCUGUGGGCUUCAGUUCAUCUCCUGUGUCCGAGGGCAGUGGACAGAGUGCAGCGACUUCUCACCUCCCAUAACUGUAAUCCUGUUGGUCUUCCUGUGCCUUGAGGGCCUUCUGUUCUUCACGUUCACCGCAGUCAUGUUCGGUACCCAGAUUCACUCAAUAUGCAAUGACGAAACAGAGAUCGAGAGGCUGAAGAGUGAGAAGCCCACGUGGGAGCGAAGGCUGCGGUGGGAAGGGAUGAAGUCUGUCUUCGGGGGGCCCCCCUCCCUCCUCUGGAUGAACCCCUUUGUUGGCUUCCGAUUCAGGCGACUGCAGAUGAGGGCCAGGAAAGGAGGCCCCGAGUUCUCUGUGUGAGCCUGCAGGGCAGGAAUGUCUGCAGACAUCUCAAUGCUCACUGGCCUGCAAGCACAGCAGCCCUGUGGGCAGAUGGAGCUGGCCAGCUGAUGGGGACCUAGGGCCACAGGCACUUGUGAUUUCUCGUGUGUACUGCCAGGAGAAGCAUGCGGCCCCGGGAGGCCAUCCUCUCACCAUCCUGACGCUUGGGAUGUCACGUGGGCCGUGAGCACCCCACAGGUGGAGCUGCUUCUCAUCAUGAAGAAAGCCAGCACAGCAGCUGCUGGAGUCCUGCUGGCCCAUCCCCAGCACACUCCUUACCGGAAGGGGUUUCCACAGCGACCCUGUGGCUUGGAGGGCUCCAGCACCUAGCACUGAACGGCGAAGGCGGCUUCCAGAACACUCCCUGCUAUCCCAGAAUGGGCAUCCUAUGACCCUUCCAGCAAGUCCGUGUGUGCUCAUCCGUGUGUAUCUGUGUGUGUCUGUGUCUGUGUGAGUGCGCCCGCAUACGUGCGCAUGUGUCAGGAUCAGCAGUGUUGUUCAGGCACGUGUGUGGUAGACAAGCUGUCUUUCAGACUCCAGUGUUUCAGGGAAGUGGGACGCACUGCUGGCCCUUGCUGGCCUUCUAUGAAUGUAUCAUACAGUGUCCAGAUCCAAAGAACAGGCAUGCCUGCGCAUGGGCCCAGCCUCCUGCUUUUAUUUCACUGAAAACUUAGUGUUGGAGGGUGUGGAGCUGAGGUUUUGUUGUUCCAGCCGAACUAGCAGCAUGCAUCAGUCCCUCAACAAGGAAGGUGGUGGCCCAGUGCUGCCUGGGAGGGGCUGUGGGGAGCGCAGCAUGAGAAGCCAGCCGCCUUGGGCCCCUUUGGGCAGGUGCUGCAGGGGGAGACAGCCCGGUGCCUAAGCUGUCAGAGCUGUGACAUGGUGACUAUUUCUCUACCCAUGGCACUGCAGUCAGAGUGGAGCCUUGGCGCAGGCUUAGAAUUAGUCCACACACAGCUCCCUCCGGGGACUUGCCUUAAACUCGUAGGUUGUUCCUUUGCUGCUGGGUGAGAGCGGGCCUGACAGAGGCUGGGGACUUCCUGUGAGUCUUCUCCCACGCAGACACCAGUGUUUCCCUGCUGGGACCAGCUGCCUUUCUGUCCCUGUGACACCAUGACUGUUCUUUUGGUGUCAGUUGCUUGUGCCCUGCCCUAAUCUGGGCUCCUGUGCUACUGAGGUGAACCCCAGGGACCUGUGAGCCUGGCCCUCAUGCAGUGAGCAAACUGUGGGGCCCGAGUCACUGCAGAGGGACAGUGUGGCCUCAGAUUGUCUCUGCAUUCGUUUGCACAUGUGUCUGGGCAUGCAGGCUCUGGUGGUGUCGCCCUCCAGUGCGGAGUCUGUGGCGGCAAAUCCAAGCUGAGUAUACUUGACUUCUCAAUUCCUCAGUGUGAUUUUAUAUGAAAUAAAGUAACCCGUCCACAGUCUCACC
Messenger RNA from Psammomys obesus (fat sand rat), 3056 nucleotides. RefSeq names its product zinc finger DHHC-type palmitoyltransferase 7 (gene Zdhhc7). Gene Ontology annotation, cellular component: endoplasmic reticulum; Golgi apparatus. The record is from RefSeq and is a predicted model, not a curated record. The transcript has 10 exons. Gene Ontology annotation, biological process: protein targeting to membrane; peptidyl-L-cysteine S-palmitoylation. Lineage: Eukaryota; Metazoa; Chordata; Mammalia; Rodentia; Muridae. Gene Ontology annotation, molecular function: protein-cysteine S-palmitoyltransferase activity. The coding region runs from base 683 to 1609 and encodes 308 amino acids.